AUGGCACCCAAACCCGCUUCGACUGCUGGCAAGGCCCCCACCGCCUCCAAGGCGCCUGCAAAGACUGUCUCUGACAAGCCGGCGGCUAAGACUGCGAAGAAAACCGCAGCUGGCGAUGGUGACAAGAAGAAGAAGCGCAAGGUCCGCAAGGAGACUUACUCGUCUUACAUCUACAAGGUCCUGAAGCAGGUCCACCCCGAUACUGGUAUUUCCAACAAGGCGAUGGCUAUCCUCAACUCAUUCGUCAAUGACAUCUUCGAGCGUAUUGCUGGCGAGGCAUCCAAACUCGCGUCGUACUCCAAAAAGUCGACAAUCUCGUCACGAGAAAUCCAAACUUCUGUUCGCCUUAUCUUGCCAGGUGAACUCGCGAAGCACGCUAUUUCCGAGGGGACCAAGUCGGUGACCAAGGUAUGCUUAUGCAUCAUUUGUCACUGGAAUUGA
Messenger RNA from Fomitiporia mediterranea MF3/22, 441 nucleotides. RefSeq names its product histone-fold-containing protein. NCBI's taxonomy places the organism in Eukaryota, Fungi, Basidiomycota, Agaricomycetes, Hymenochaetales, Hymenochaetaceae. Bases 1 to 441 code for a protein of 146 amino acids. Gene Ontology annotation, molecular function: protein heterodimerization activity; structural constituent of chromatin; DNA binding. Gene Ontology annotation, biological process: nucleosome assembly. The transcript is spliced from 3 exons. The record is from RefSeq and is a predicted model, not a curated record. Gene Ontology annotation, cellular component: nucleosome.